Canis lupus familiaris (dog) is the source of this 3511-nucleotide messenger RNA. RefSeq names its product nucleolar protein 11 (gene NOL11). NCBI's taxonomy places the organism in Eukaryota, Metazoa, Chordata, Mammalia, Carnivora, Canidae. The transcript is spliced from 18 exons. Gene Ontology annotation, biological process: maturation of SSU-rRNA. The coding region runs from base 75 to 2225 and encodes 716 amino acids. Gene Ontology annotation, molecular function: RNA binding; protein binding. Gene Ontology annotation, cellular component: nucleolus; nucleus. The record is from RefSeq and is a predicted model, not a curated record.
GGCUCCUAGUUCUCGCGAGAGAAAGCGCAAAGCCUGCCGGGAGGGAUGCGCGGCAGUCCGCAGGUUUGCCCAAAAUGGCAGCCUUGGAGGAGGGUUUCACGUUGUCCGCGGUACCGUUGGGUGCCGGGCCUCACGGACUCCUAGGCGUGGAGCAGAGCGACAGACCUGACCAGUUUCUAGUGACGGACGGCGGCAGGACCGUCAUCCUCUAUAAGGUUUCUGAUCAGAAACCCUUGGGAAGCUGGUCAGUGAAACAAGGUCAAGUUAUAACAUGUCCAGCUGUGUGCAACUUUCAAACCGGAGAGUAUAUUGUUGUACAUGAUAAUAAGGUUUUGAGAAUAUGGAGUAAUGAAGAUGUAAACCUGGAUAAAGUAUUUAAAGCUACAUUGUCAGCUGAGGUAUAUAGGAUACAUUCAAUACAAGGGACAGAACCCUUAGUGCUAUUUAAGGAAGGUGCUGUUCGAGGUUUAGAGGCCUUGCUUGCAGAGCCCCAGCAGAAAAUUGAAACUGUUAUCUCUGAUGAAGAAGUGAUAAAGUGGACAAAAUUUUUCAUGGUAUUUAGGCAUCCUGUUUUAAUCUUUAUUACAGAAAAACACAGGAAUUACUUUGCUUAUGUACAAAUGUUUAACUCAUGUACCUUAAGCAAAUACACACUCUUACUUGGGCAUGAAGAAAAAUCUGUCAUACAGAGGUUCACUGCAUCUGUGGAUCGGAAAGUCAUCUCUUUGAUGUCGUUAAGCUCUGAUGGGUGUAUAUAUAAAAGCUUGAUACCAAUACAUCCGAAUGACCCAGAAAAAAAUCAGAGAGUGGUUAGAUCACUGUUGCUGAAGACUGUGGUGUCUGGUAAUGUUCGAAAUGGUAUUGCACUCACUGUCCUGGAUCAAGAUCAUAUAGCAGUCCUUGGACCACCACUGCCAGCUUCCAAGGAAUGCGUCUCCAUAUGGAACACAAAAUUUCAAACACUACAGACUUCCAAAGAGCUACCACAGGGGACCAGUGGUCAACUCUGGUAUUAUGGGGAAAAUUUAUUUAUGCUACAUGGAAAAUUUCUUACUGUGAUUCCAUACAAGUGUGAAGUAUCUUCAUUAGCAGGUGCUCUUGGAAAACUCAAGCAUAGUCAAGAUCCAGGCACUCAGACUGUGCCUCAUUUUGUAAACUGGGAAACAUCUCGGGGGUAUGGAUUUGGAUCCCAGAACUCAGAGCAGUCGAAGAGAAUUUUAAGGAGAAGAAAAAUUGAAGUGAGUGUACAGCCUCCACCAUCCAAACAACUUUUGUCAACUAUAAAGAAAGAUUCAGAAAAACGCAUUGUAGAAGAACUAUGUAAAUUUUUGGCUAGUAAGCAGACCCCUGAUUUUCAUACUAUUAUUGGGGAUAUAGUAUUAGAACUUCUGGGAAGACAUAAAGUAGAACCAUCAUUUUAUCCCCGGAACGCUCUGAUGCAGCUUAUCCGAACACAUGUGCUUUCUUACAGCUUGUGCCCUGGCUUAAUGGAAGUUGCCUUAGAAAAGACAGAUGUACAGAUGUUACAGCUCUGUCUACAACAGUUCCCUGACAUUCCUGAAUCAGUCACCUGUGCUUGCUUAAAAAUUUUCUUAAGCAUUAGUGAUGACAGUCUUCAAGAAGCAGAAAUCAAUAUGGAAUCAGUUUCUGACUAUAUUGAUUCUGUGCAAGAGGAGAAAAUGGAAGAGCAAACGGAAAUUCUUCACAAUGGCUUCAAUCCUGAAGAAGAAAACUGUGAUAACUGUGAUCGGGAGUUAAACAAAAAGCCUCAGGACACAGCAGAAGAGACCACUUCGUGCCCUGUGAUACCAAAGAGAGCAGCUCUGCUAAAUGCAAUUCUUCAUUCAGCUUACAGUGAAAUGUUUCUUCUGCCUCACUUGAAAGACAUCCCAGCACAACAUGUCACUCUAUUUCUCCAGUAUUUGUAUUUCCUUUAUCUGAAGUGUAGUGAAAAUGCUACCAUGACUCUUCCUGGGCUACACCCUCCAACCCUGAACCAGAUUAUGGAUUGGAUAUGUCUACUUCUGGAUGCUAAUUUUACUGUUGUGGUAAUGAUACCAGAAGCAAAAAGGCUACUAUUAAGUCUUUACAAAUUUGUGAAAUCCCAGAUAUGCAUUUGUUCCGAGCUCAACAAGAUUGAAGUAAGUUUUCGUGAACUGCAGAAACUAAAUCAAGAAAAGAAUAAUAGAGAAUUAUAUUCGAUUGAAGUGCUGGAACUCUUCUGAUGUCACCAGUUGUCCUUCAUCGAUAUUUUAUGAAGCUCUUUUAUGUGAAUCCUUCCUACUCAUGCAGGCAAGAGAUGUGUUUUGUUUGUGAGUGUCUCUCAGUGACAAGAGAAGUGUGUCAGCUAGAACCCGGACCAUCACCUAGAGAUGCUCCUAGGUUGGACUGUAGGUUGCACAUGAACCUAUUUUAGUUUAUGGGAGUUGGGGGGGAGAGGUUCUGAAACUUUUUUUAAAUAUGUAACUGAGCUGAUUUUAAGUAAACUUUUUUGUGUAUUGAUAAAAAUCUAAUUUCUUACGUGUGUUUUGAUUAGUUCUUUUAGUAAAAAAAAAAAAAAAAAAAGUUACCAUUGAAACAAUGAUUCUAAGAAGAAGGUAGUUUUAUCAGAGAACCUGUCUCAGCUCACCUGUGCUCACAGGAGACUGAGGAGGCCGAUUCCAUAAGCUGAGUAGGGAAAGGUCUUUGUACAGGCAUAUUCUUGUCUUCUACCACUUAUGUCCUUUCCCUGCUUCCACUUAGCUUUACAUGCUCAGAAGUUUAACAGUACCUCUAUUUAUUUAUCUCAUAUUAUCUUCAUAAUUAGUUGGUAAUUUAGGUUUUUGUAUUACUAAAUAGUAAAAAAAAAAAAAAAAAACAAAAAACACAGUUUUAUGAGUUGAUUGACCAUAGAAUUUCCCAUUUUAACUCUUUGGAUUUAGGACCAUUGAGAGAUUUUAUGUAGACAAAAUGGGUGUUUUGUUUCUUGAAAAUAAACUCAAGUUUAUAUUUGUUAAAAAUGAAAUCAUUCUUUCAGGUAGUGAAUUAAGAUCCCUAUACAUAACUUGAAACAUUUCUCAGCUAUGCAGGUCUCUGUUGAGUAAAUAAUUUUGAAACCUGUUUUAAUUUGAAGGGUUGUAAUACGUUAAAAAUUUCUGUAAAUUCUAGUGCAGAAAUAUAGAUUCAGAUGUGAUUGUGAGGCCCAGAGUUACAGAAUCCCAAUUGCUUCAGUUAAUUUGCAUUGGAAAAAGCCUUCAUUUUUAGGUCAUUUACUUUCUAUAAACUUUAGUUACAAUUAUGGCAAUUAGCAGACAGCUUCUCAGUCUGCUUAAUCUCUUCUUAAUCCCAAGAGGAAAGAAACACAAGGGUAACCCCAUAUAUUAACUGUCCUGCUUACUUUAUAUAAUAGGACUUCUUGCUCAAUUUAAAGUGAUACUGUACUUCUCAGCAGAAAUAAAAAUGUAGGUUUUCAUAGUAGUGCAGUUUCUGUAUAUGGUCCUUAUAAGUGAAUAAAAUACUGAUUUUUUAAAAA